AUGCCCGUGCUCAUGGUGCCUCGGCCGAGCCGCGUGUGCGAGCGCGGCUGCGGGGCCGGGCGAGGCUCUGAGAGCGCCGGGGCCGCCCCGCGCCGACAGCGAGGGGCCGGGGCCGCCCGGGGCCGCCAAUCCCCGCAGCUGAGCCCGCCCCGCGCCCGCCCCCGGCCCCGCCGGGCACGGCGGCACCGAGCACCGGAGCGACCCCAGCCCGGCCCCGCCGGGCACGGCGGCACCGAGCACCGGAGCGACCCCAGCCCGGCCCCGCCGGGCACGGCGGCACCGAGCACCGGAGCGACCCCGGCCCGGAGCACCGGAGCGACCCCAGCCCAGCCUCGCCGGGCCACGGAGCGACCCCCGCCCAGCCCCGCCGGUGACAGCGGGCCGGGGGCUGCCGGGGCCGGGCAGGGUAACCCACCGGCCGGAGCAUCGGCGCGACCCCCCAGCCCCUCGGUGUGCCAGCCCGGCCACCCGGAGCGACCCCCCAGCCCCUCGGUGUGCCAGCCGGGCCACCCGGAGCGACCCCCCAGCCCCUCGGUGUGCCAGCCGGGCCACCCGGAGCGACCCCCCAGCCCCUCGGUGUGCCAGCCCGGCCACCCGGAGCGACCCCCCAGCCCCUCGGUGUGCCAGCCCGGCCACCCGGAGCGACCCCCAGCCCCGCCGUGUGCCGGCGCAGCCCCGGGCCCGGAGGAUGUGCAGCACUAA
Myiozetetes cayanensis is the source of this 702-nucleotide messenger RNA. Its product is annotated as basic proline-rich protein-like. NCBI's taxonomy places the organism in Eukaryota, Metazoa, Chordata, Aves, Passeriformes, Tyrannidae. The transcript has a single exon. Bases 1 to 702 code for a protein of 233 amino acids. The record is from RefSeq and is a predicted model, not a curated record.